CGGUGGCAGCAGGAAUCGGCGACUCGUCAGCGGCGGCAGUGCGUUCCUGCAUGAUGAGCGUGAGGGCCGCGUCCGCGCCAUGUGAAAGUGUUGAGUGACCAUGAGGCAGGGCUGGCAGGAGACGCUCCUGCGGGGGCUACUCCUGCUCCUGCUACUCCUCGGAUCCCGGAGCUCCGUCGCGUCGGAUUCCGGUAACAAGGAUAAGAACCUUUUUGGAGAUAAAUGCACGGUGGACGGCGACUGCGAGUUCGUGGGAGCAGUAUGCGAAGUUCACGGAAACGGAAACGGCAAAUGUCAGUGCGGCCCGGACGUUCCAGUUACCAACCACAUUGACAAGUGUGGCGAAGCCGUUGCGGUAAAUAAGUCCUGUUUUUUCAAUGAGCAAUGCGAGGCUCAAACUCCCGAGACGGAAUGCAAGGACGAUAUCUGCAAAUGCCGGUUCGAAAAGGAACCAAGUACCAAGCCAGACGGGUCGGUGGAAUGCAUCGUCGUCCAAAAUGCCUACUACCCGAAAAAGUACGUCGAUCCGGCAAUGAUUGGGAUCUUGGUCGCUAUGUUUCUCAUGUUUAUUACAAUUUGUGUCGUUUUGCGAUUGUUCAGCAGGGCACGUUGGAGGGAGAACCGAACCAUAUUUAACACGCCCAACCCGCGCUUGAUGAACGUCUCUCUGCUUCGUGAAAACAAGCUUUUACACACGGACCGGCGAGGGUCUCGGAGCAGUGCCAGGGGCCCCAGCAGGCAGCCAAGUAUGGCAUCUCUAAGAGCUCACUCCCCAAACUCUCAAGGGCGUUUGUUUCUAGGAUCUCGUCGCGGAUCCCGAGGCAGCAGCAACGCGUCAGCGACUUCGAACCGAUCGAACAAGAGUCCGCCCCAAGCGGCCAAUUUGAGUUCGGCGACGACGCCCAUGCUGGAGAGCGUCACCGUCGAGGUGCAAGAGCCCAAAGCGUAAUCAGCUUCGCAAUGUUCGCUCUUUAAGAAUCUACAAUCUCUUUACUUACUUCGGUAGUAAUAGUGAUGUUAGGGACCAGGAAAGGUUAAAUUUGUCCAUUCAUCACGUUCAAUUCAUUAGUCAGGUUAUUUAUUGUAAGAUAUUAUUCUGUAAAGGUUUCUUUCAAGCACGGGUUUCUCAAACGUUCAAGCACUUAUAGAGUUAUUUAGAGAGAUAUUAGGAGUUAAGGUUGAUGAUAUAUCUAAAACUUAUCUGCUUUACUUAAUUUAUUUCACUAAAUUAAGUUUGGUGGUACAAAAAAUACUGGGAAUAUUUUGUGAUACUACCAAAAUCAAGCUGUGAUUGUAUGUUGGUAGCUUUUAGGCACUGCGGGUGACAAAAAGUACUGGGAAAACUUUUUGCCAUUUGCAGACUUACACUGUCAUCGAAUUAGGUUUUAUUCAACAUUCUUGUACAGUUCGAAAGCAGACAUACAGUACAGUUCAUGCUCAUUGAGAAUAUAUACCUCUCGUAGGUUCUUCUUCAAAAACAAAUAGAAAUUUUAUUAUUUUAGGAGAAUGUAGAUUUAGGUUCCAAUCUAGAUGUGAGAAGCUACUCGGUUGUAAUCGUAGACUAAGAUUUAUUCAUUGAUGAUAUAUUGAUAUUACACACGAGCUUAGCUCUGCUUGCUUUAAAAUAUAAUACGAGUUGAAUUAUUAUAAAACUAAUGUAUAUUAAAGCAUUUUUAUCAAUCUAUUAUAAGCUUAUAUCUUUAUACUCUUGUACUGUAUACUGUAUUUUCACGACUAUAUCCUAUAUACUUGCCAAUACUUUUAAUAAAACGCUAUUAAAGACAAAA
Molecule: messenger RNA, 1787 nt
Organism: Tribolium castaneum (red flour beetle)
Lineage: Eukaryota; Metazoa; Arthropoda; Insecta; Coleoptera; Tenebrionidae
Gene: jus
Product: julius seizure
Exons: 6
Coding region: 101-949 (282 amino acids)
Source: RefSeq, a predicted model, not a curated record